Anthostomella pinea is the source of this 498-nucleotide messenger RNA. Lineage: Eukaryota; Fungi; Ascomycota; Sordariomycetes; Xylariales; Xylariaceae. The record is from the annotation of a GenBank genome assembly.
AUGCCUCCAAGCGGAAGAUCAAAAAAGGGACAGACGGCAGCCCCUAUUCUUAAGCAGUCUGGUCUGGGCAAGGCCAUAAGAGACGGCUGCACUGCUACGAAUUGCUUCUCUGAAAUCUCGACCUAUCUGAAUGGAGCGGCAGCUGGACUCGAUUCUGCGAAGGCCCAGACCAAAAAGAAGGGACACAAGACAAAGAAUACGAAGAAAGGAGUGGCAUCUGCAACGCUAUCGGAAGCCUUGAAAACCAGGAAACAAUGCCUCGACACCGAGCUGGCCAGCAUGGAGCUGCAAUACCUUGCAAUCGCGCAACCCGAGACCUUGGUCCUCGAGCUAUUCAUUCCUAUCAACACCUUUCUGACGCCGGCGGCGGCAGCCGUACCCGAUCUGAGCGGGAGUGAUGCCGUGUGGCAGGCAGUCAAAGCCCUGAUUCAACAUGCCAGGCAAAAGGAGACCCUAGCAUUACCCUCUACGAUAAUAUCAAGUUGCGCAACGGAGUAG